Poecile atricapillus (Black-capped chickadee) is the source of this 2785-nucleotide messenger RNA. It is a transcript of the gene ZGPAT, whose product is annotated as zinc finger CCCH-type and G-patch domain containing. The transcript has 6 exons. Gene Ontology annotation, biological process: regulation of transcription by RNA polymerase II; negative regulation of DNA-templated transcription. The record is from RefSeq and is a predicted model, not a curated record. Gene Ontology annotation, molecular function: metal ion binding; DNA-binding transcription factor activity, RNA polymerase II-specific; RNA polymerase II cis-regulatory region sequence-specific DNA binding. Gene Ontology annotation, cellular component: nucleus. The coding region runs from base 1 to 1620 and encodes 539 amino acids. Lineage: Eukaryota; Metazoa; Chordata; Aves; Passeriformes; Paridae.
AUGGAUGAAGAGAGUCUGGAAGCAGCGAUCCAGACCUACAACGCGCAGCUGGAGCAGGUGGAGCUGGCGCUGGGGGCGGGCCAGGACCCAUCGCAGCAGUCCGACCUGAUCCAGCUGCAGGAGGACUUGAAGCAGCUCAUAGAACUGACCGAGUCGAGCCUGGUGGCUGUGAAAAAGAGCAAACUUCUGGCCACUUUGGACACAGAUGCCUCCUCCUCCUCCCCAGCAGGUCUCCCAGGGCAGGAUUCCCACCUGGAGAGCUCUGCCCAAGAUGAGGAAUACGCUGCUUUUAAGGAAGCCAUUGCUGGGCUUGGAACAGACGAGGAGCCUCCAGCUGGUGACAACGAGAUCUCCUCGGAGAGAGAGGGAAAAACUGGGGAUAAAACCAAAUCAAAGUGCAGUGAAGAGGAGGAGGAGUCUGAGAGAGAGGAGGAGGAGGAGGAGUUGAGUGGGAUGAAGGUUAAAGCCCCCUACUACAGCUCCUGGGGGACCCUGGAGUACCACAAUGCCAUGAUUGUGGGGACAGAGGAGCUGGAGGAUGGCAGUGCAGGGGUCAGGGUGCUCUAUCUGUACCCAACCCACAAGUCCCUGAAGCCGUGCCCGUUCUUCCUGGAUGACAAGUGCAGAUUUAAGGAGAACUGUCGGUUUUCCCAUGGUCAGGUGGUGUCCGUGGAGGAGCUCCAGCCGUUCCAGGAGCCCGACCUGAGCAGUCUGGGGGUGGGCUCAGCCUGCCUGGCCAAGCACAGUGAUGGGAUCUGGUACACGGCCAAAAUCACCGAUGUGGACAGUGGUUACUACACGGUGAAAUUUGACUCCCUGCUCCUCAAGGAGGCCGUGGUGGAAGGGGACAGUGUCAUUCCACCCCUGAGAAGUGAAGAUGCUGCUGAAUCUGGCGAGUCUGAUGAAGACAGUGUGGAUGAUUCUGGUUAUGCCAAAGUGAUAGAUUCAGGGGUUCCAGAGAACGGGGAAUGGACCCCUGCCUGCAGCUCCUCUUUCGGUGGCUGGGAGGCCCAUACUCGUGGCAUUGGCUCCAAACUGCUUGUUCAGAUGGGAUAUGAGUUUGGAAAAGGCUUAGGGAAGAAUGGUGAGGGCAGAGUGGAGCCAGUGCAGGCUGUGGUGCUUCCUCGAGGGAAGUCCCUGGACCAGUGUGCUGAGGUGCUUCAGAACAAGAAGCAGGGGAAGCUGGAGCCAGGCAAAUCGAGGAAAUGCCGAGCAAAGGGAAGCAGCUCUGGACAGACGGGCGGCCGUAAGGCCCCGCGCAACGUGUUUGACUUUCUGAAUGAGAAACUGCGCGGGAAGAGCGCUGGGGACAAGGCUGGGGGGAUGGCUCUGCCCCAGAGGAACAGCAAAGAGAUCUACCAUGCCAGCAAGAGCACCAAGAAGGCCCUGAGUGUCAGCCUCUUCCAGACCACAGAGAAGAUUGAGCAAACCCAGAGGGAUAUCAGGGGAAUCCAGCAGGCCCUGGCACGCAACAUCGGGCGGCACAGCAUUGCUGCUGCUCAGCUGGAGGAAAAGCUGGCUGAUGCUCACAAGCAGCUGGGGCAGCUGCAGGCCCAGGAAGCCAGGCUGCAGCGGGAGCAGAAGAAAGCAGACACCCACAAGAAGAUGACUGAGUUCUAGGUGCUAAGGAAGGUGUUGGACUGCAGGAGAUGUCUUUCCAGUGCUCCUGGCCUCAGAGCCUCGAUGAGCUGUCCUGCUCAGCUGGGCCUCAGGCUGCCCAGCCUAAAACUGGGCAAAAAAGCAGCAGUUUCUGGAUGCUUCUGAGCUCUUCUGGGAGGGGAAGGAGUGCACAUCCGUCCAGCCCCAAAAGCAUUCAGUGAGCCGGGCCUUGGAUGAGGCCUAGCUACAAGGAAUACGAUUCUCUGCUCUCUUGCACUCUUCUUUCCUUCAUUUUCCCUGUACUAGCAGCUCCAUCCAGAGUCUGUGGGUGCUCAGGUGACAGCACUGCUGGCUACAAACCAGCUGAGGGGGCUUGGACAGCCCCACAUCCUGCCAUUAACUGUGGCUUCUGUCUGUGGCCACCUGCCAAGCUCAGGUGCAGGUAGGGUCCUGACCAUGGCUGGGUGAAAACAUCAAAGGUCAAGUGCUUUAGCUGCUCUCUGCCUUCUGGUUUUUACUAUGGGAUUUGUCUGGGAACUCCAUUUUUGGAGGGGAGCAGUUCUUUGUAGCCUGAGUGUAAGGAAGAGACAGAAAACUGACAGCUCAGAGGUGGGAACCAGUAGCCUGGAGCAUCAGAUUUCAGCAGUUUGACUGUAAGAGUGUCCCAGGCCAUGCUGUAGCCAAACUCACUGGCUUGGCAUGGAAAGCUGCCUGAUUCCACAAGUAGGGUGCCAUAGCUGGGGGAAUAAGCCAGCAGCAUAAUGGAAUUUCCAAAUCUCCUAUCCAGGAACAGCUCCACAGGGAACCUUGUGAUUUUUGCCACCAUUAGUUGGGUUUUUCUGUCCAGGGUGGCUCACUGACCACAGGUCCUUUUACUAAAAAACUUCAGGACCCCGAUCCAGGUUGGACUGGGCCCUGGAUGAGCACAAAGAUCAGGUUCUGUGUGAGCCCAGCGUGCAGCACUGCAGUGGGAGAGCUUGGGGCUGGGCUGGAAGCAGGCCAGGCAAGCCAGAUGCUCUUCCCUGCAACGUGGGAAGUGUUUGGACAGGAAGGAUGUCCUCUCCCCUUGGUUACAUUCUGUGUUGGUGGUGGCCAGUCCUUGCCUCAGAGGAGAUGCUGGUUUCAUCAUCUGGUGGGAUUUCUGCAUUGUAAAGGCUUUUUUUUAAAAAAUAAAUAAAAUUAGCAA